Psammomys obesus (fat sand rat) is the source of this 2987-nucleotide messenger RNA. It is a transcript of the gene Mybl1, whose product is annotated as MYB proto-oncogene like 1. Gene Ontology annotation, biological process: regulation of DNA-templated transcription. The coding region runs from base 43 to 2298 and encodes 751 amino acids. Gene Ontology annotation, molecular function: DNA-binding transcription factor activity, RNA polymerase II-specific; RNA polymerase II cis-regulatory region sequence-specific DNA binding. The transcript is spliced from 16 exons. The record is from RefSeq and is a predicted model, not a curated record. Lineage: Eukaryota; Metazoa; Chordata; Mammalia; Rodentia; Muridae. Gene Ontology annotation, cellular component: nucleus.
CCCGCGUCCCCGCCCAGCCCGCGCCUAUGCGGUACUUGAAGGAUGGCGAAGAGGUCGCGCAGUGAGGACGAGGAUGACGACCUUCAAUACGCUGAUCAUGAUUAUGAAGUACCUCAGCAAAAAGGACUGAAAAAACUCUGGAACAGAGUAAAGUGGACAAGAGAUGAGGAUGACAAGUUAAAGAAGUUGGUUGAACAACAUGGAACUGAUGAUUGGACUCUAAUUGCUAGUCAUCUUCAAAAUCGUUCCGAUUUUCAGUGCCAACAUCGAUGGCAGAAGGUUUUAAAUCCAGAAUUGAUAAAGGGUCCUUGGACUAAGGAAGAAGAUCAGAGGGUUAUUGAAUUAGUUCAGAAAUAUGGACCAAAAAGGUGGUCUUUAAUUGCAAAACAUUUAAAAGGAAGAAUAGGUAAGCAGUGCAGAGAAAGAUGGCACAAUCACCUGAACCCCGAAGUAAAGAAAUCUUCUUGGACGGAAGAAGAAGACAGGAUCAUAUACGAAGCACACAAGCGGCUGGGAAACCGUUGGGCAGAGAUUGCUAAAUUACUUCCUGGAAGGACUGAUAAUUCUAUCAAAAAUCAUUGGAAUUCUACGAUGCGAAGAAAAGUGGAGCAGGAGGGCUACUUACAAGAUGGAAUAAAAUCAGAGCGAACUUCAUCAAAACUUCAACACAAACCUUGUGCGACUAUGGACCAUUUGCAAACCCAGAAUCAGUUUUACAUACCUGUUCAGAUCCCAGGUUAUCAAUAUGUAUCACCUGAUGGCAAUUGUGUUGAACAUGUUCAGACAUCUGCCUUUAUUCAGCAACCCUUUGUUGAUGAAGAUCCUGAUAAGGAAAAAAAAAUAAAGGAACUUGAGUUGCUUCUUAUGUCAGCUGAGAAUGAAGUUAGAAGAAAAAGGCUUCCAUCUCAACCUGGAAGCUUUUCUAGCUGGUCUGGUAGUUUCCUCAUGGAUGAUAGUAUGUCUAACACAUUGAAUAAUCUUGAGGAACACACUACUGAGUUUUAUAGCAUGGAUGAAAAUCAGACUGUUUCUGCUCAGCAGAAUUCACCCACGAAAUUUCUAGCUGUAGAAGCAAAUGCUGUACUGUCUUCUCUACAGACCAUCCCAGAAUUUGCAGAAACGCUAGAACUUAUAGAAUCUGACCCUGUAGCAUGGAGUGAUGUUACCAGUUUUGAUCUUUCUGAUGCUGCUGCCUCUCCUGUCAAGUCCACUCCAGUUAAGCUAAUGCGGAUUCAACAUAAUGAAGGAGGCAUGGAGUGCCAGUUCAAUGUCAGUCUUGUACUUGAAGGGAAAAAGAACAGUUGUAAUGGUGGAGACAAUGACACUAUUCCUUUGACAUCCCCAAAUGUGGUCAAGUUUAGCACUCCACCAACCAUCCUCAGAAAGAAGAAAAGAAUACGAGUGGGCCAGUCUCUAGGCAAUGAGCUUGGUGAUGGUUCAUUCAGUGAAGGCAGUAACACAGCACUAAAACACACACCAGUGAAAACACUACCAUUUUCUCCCUCACAGUUUUUUAACACAUGUCCUGGAAAUGAACAACUUAAUAUAGAAAACCCUUCGUUUACAUCAACCCCAAUUUGUGGGCAAAAAGUUCUCAUUACAACUCCUCUUCAGAAGGAAGCAACUCCCAAAGAUCAAAAAGAAAAUGUAGGGUUUAGAACACCUACUAUUAGAAGAUCUAUAUUGGGUACCACACCAAGAACUCCUACUCCCUUUAAGAAUGCACUUGCUGCUCAGGAAAAGAAAUAUGGACCUCUUAAAAUUGUGUCCCAGCCACUUGCCUUCUUGGAAGAAGACAUUCGAGAAGUUUUAAAAGAAGAAACUGGAACCGACAUAUUCCUCAAAGAGGAAGAUGAACCUGCUUAUAGAAGCUGCAAACAAGAGCAUUCUGCAUCUGUGAAGAAAGUCAGAAAAUCAUUAGCCUUAGAGAGCUGGGACAAAGAAGAAACAGGUACUCAGCUACUAACUGAAGACAUUUCAGACAUGCAGUCAGAAAAUAUACUUACAACAUCUUUAUUAAUGAUACCAUUAUUGGAAAUACAUGACAAUAGGUGCAACUUGACUCCUGAAAAACAAGAUAUAAAUUCAGCCAACAAAACAUUUACACUUACUAAAAAGAAACCAAACCCUAACCCUUGUAAAGCUGUCAAAUUGGAAAAGAGUCUUCAGUCAAAUUGUGAAUGGGAAACAGUGGUAUAUGGCAAGACAGAAGACCAACUUAUCAUGACUGAACAAGCGAGAAGAUACCUGAGUACUUACACAGCUGCCAGCAGCACUUCAAGAGCUCUGAUACUCUAACUGUUACUAAGCUGAGAAAAUGUCCUACCCUCUUACUGUGUCUUACGCUAAAUUAGGUUGCCAUGAAAUUUGUCUCAAUUCUUUUAAAGGUUUUAAUACAUUCCUAAAAUGGUUCGCAUUUUUUCUAUAUUGGACAAAAAACUAAUAAGCUGCUUAAAGUAAGGGGUAGGAAAAUUCAUUAUUUAUAUAUUUAAGAAAUGAGAGUUUUAAAAUUUGUUUUAAAAGAACAAAAUGGGGAAAUAAGGAUGUCCAUGGGUAUUCCAAAGUAAAUUCUCACAUUAUUUUAUUACAGGAUAUAUGUCGCUACUUUCUCAAGGCUGUAGUCUGUUAUGAAUAAGUAUGUGUGACCUCUGAAAGUCUAUUUAGGAAGCACAGGCCCUUUAUGAAGCACUUCUGUAUGUGUGCUGAUUUACUUAGACUAACAUUUAUAAAGAGACACAGUGGGAAGGAGUCUCAAGGAAGCUAGAAAGUUGCACUACUAAUUUUGGUAUUUUUUAGAAACAAUGAAAUUAACUACAGUGUUAAGCAUAUUUAUUUGUUCAUUGAACUAAAAAAACAUUGAAAUGGGCUUUUUCUUACUAGUAAAGAGUCAGUAUUUCUUCAUAAGUCUCAGAAGAGCUGAGAAUUUUGUUGAAUGUAUUGUACAGUAUGUAGGAGCAGGAAAACUUUGUAAAUUGGAAAGAUGUCUG